AUGGAUCGUACUUGGAUGUAUAAUAGAGCAUAUUCUGAUAGACACGGAUUAAAAGAUGAGUUUGUUCGUGGGGUUAAAAAGUUUGUGAAGAAGGCUUUGAAUCAACCCAUUUGUAAAUCUGAGGGAGGGAUAAGGUGUUUGUGCAUAAAUUGCAAGUGUUGUAAGAUAAGUACAACAACUAAUGUAAGACUUCACUUAUAUCAAUAUGGAUUUCAACCAAACUAUUGGAUUUGGACUCAACAUGGAGAAGUGGAGCUCAAUAUUGAUACAAGGGGUGGCUCAAAUAGUAGUGAACAUGUGCAUCAAGCUGACCAGUUUGAGGCAAUGGAUCAAAUGGUGUAUGAUGCAUUUAGGCCUCAUGGAGGUUUCUCUCACGCGAAUGAUAACAGGGAACAAGAGGAAUUUUUGGAGGAUGAGUUUCCCAACGAAGAAGCUAAACAGUAUAAUGACAAGUUGAUAUCUUUCGACAAGCCUAUCUAUGAGGGAGCUACCCAGUCUAUGUUAUCAAUAUCUACUCAACUUCUUGAAAUUAGGUCUAACUGGCACGUUCCACAAAAAGGGAUAAAGGUUAAGAAGAUUGAUUGUUGUAAGAACGGUUGCAUGUUAUACUACAAGGAUGAUAGUAAGUUGUCUGAGUGCAAAUUUUGUAAUGCUCCUAGGUUCAUUCCUUGCAAGACUGGCAUGGGAAAGUACAAAGAUAUCCCAGCGAAGAGGAUGUUUUAUUUUCCAAUCAUUCCUAGAUUACAAAGACUAUAUGCAUCAACUGAGUCAGCAACUGAAAUGAGAUGA
This is a messenger RNA of Lathyrus sativus (Indian pea), 789 nucleotides long. NCBI's taxonomy places the organism in Eukaryota, Viridiplantae, Streptophyta, Magnoliopsida, Fabales, Fabaceae. The record is from the annotation of a GenBank genome assembly.